UGGCCUCAUUAAGGAUUAAUUUUCAUCCAGGCAGGAAAACAAAACAAGUGCAGCCGCCGCUCGGCGUGGAAAGUUACCGGGGCCGUGGGGAGGGAGCGCCUGUUUUCAUCCGCGUCCCGGAUUUCUCCAUUUACCUCUACGGGACGAUAAUCCCUAAAUCCCAACGAGAUUAAAGGCACCAAGAAAGCAGAAGGUCCGGAAGCCCUCCUGUGGCCAUGGCACUGGUGAAGAGCGGAUGGCUUUGGCGGCAGAGCUCCAUCCUGCGCCGCUGGAAGAGGAAUUGGUUCGUCCUCUACCUGGAUGGCAGCUUGGUGUACUACCACGACGAGACGCAGCGCGACAUGGACGGGCGCAUCCACAUCAAGUACAGCUGCCGCGACGUGCGGACCGGCCGCGAGUGCCGCGACGUGCAGCCACCCGAGGGGAAGAGCCGUGAGUGCCUGCUGACCGUCGUGCUGCGGGACGGCUCCAAGACGACGCUGUGUGCUGAGAGUGAGGACGAUGCCAUUGCUUGGAAGAUGGCAGUGCUGGAGGCGAAAUCCACCCCGGUGCACGUCUAUGACCCCUAUGAUGAUGACUACUACCAGACGGUGCCCAUCGACUCCCACCAGACUGCCUACAUCAGCUCUGGCCACUACGGCCACCAGUAUGGAGGUGGGUCAUUCUCCUCUUCCCUCUGUGCCAUUUGGUGCCCACCUGGGGACACUCAGUAGGUCACAGCUCCAAGCCUGGUCAUACUUGGAGGUAUUUGUAGGACGGAGUGGGCUGAGACCCUGCAAACACAG
This is a messenger RNA of Meleagris gallopavo (turkey), 785 nucleotides long. The record is from RefSeq and is a predicted model, not a curated record. Lineage: Eukaryota; Metazoa; Chordata; Aves; Galliformes; Phasianidae.